This is a messenger RNA of Telopea speciosissima, 486 nucleotides long. RefSeq lists its product as uncharacterized. The record is from RefSeq and is a predicted model, not a curated record. Lineage: Eukaryota; Viridiplantae; Streptophyta; Magnoliopsida; Proteales; Proteaceae. The coding region runs from base 1 to 486 and encodes 161 amino acids. The transcript has a single exon.
AUGAAUGCUAGUGUAGAAAAGAUGGACACUGCAACUGAAUAUUUGGCUGCCAUCAAAGAAGUUUUUAAGGUUUCCCAAAGUGCUGAGAAAGCGAAAUUGAUGAAUCAAAUCCUCUCAGCCAAGUUUGAUGGUAAUGGAAGUGUCAAGGAGCAUAUUCUGGAGAUAUCUUCCAUGGCACAAAAGUUAAAAGAUCUAGAUACCAACCUGGAUGAUGAUUUUCUAGUCUCUCUUACACUGAAAUCUCUCCCAGAGCAGUAUGAGACUUUGAAGACCACCUAUGCGACCUUAAGUGUAAAAUGGGCCAUGAAAGAAUUGAUCUCUAUUUGCGUACAAGAAGAGCAGAACAAGAAAAAUAAGAAGAAAAUUGAGAGUGCAAAUGUCACCACUUCUAAGGGUGGUGUUGGACCUUACAGGAACAAGAAGAGGUUUAGCAAGAAAGGCAGGUUUAGGCCAUAUGAUAGGUCUAACAGGGACAGAGCACCUUAG